CUCAGUUUCCUUAUUGAUUUCUGUUCGUCUUGAGCAAUAUACAAAAGUUCUUGUCAGCUUCAUUGUUUGCUAUCAAGUUUAAAAAUUAUUUUUAUUCAGUAUGUUGCCGAAAAGUCCACGAAUUCGCCAAGGCAAACAGGCUGGUUUGACCAGAAUCCCUCAGAAGGGGUCGCCCAGAACCGUUUACUCCAAAUCUCUUCUUUCUGGACAGGCAAAGAAGCGCCCCAUUUUGGGACAGCGGAACUUGAAAAAGGAGAAUACCCUAGCAGAUAAAAGCAAGCAACAGUUGCAAAAAAUACCCGAUGCGGUGCUACUGACACCCUCUUCCUCGGACAACUCCUUGACCACCACAGUGUCUAGUUCUGGCCAAUCCAACUAUUCGGUUAUGCCAAAGGCCAGUCUGCUCCGAGAGCCCACCUCCUUGACCCCCUACUUGACCCUCAAGCGUCAGCAGACCUCGACUUUGAUCAAUUUUCGGGUGCGCAAAUCGCUUUCCCAAAUGGAUUUCAAAGAGGCGCGUCGCACGGGCAACUAUCAGUUGGUGGCCCAUGUGGGAUCGCCCAGGAAAUCUGUUCAGCCGAAGUCGCAGGAAGUGGAUGGUGACUCGGGGUUGGAGGCCAAGAUGGCCCGGUUGGUGCUGCAGGACAAUGCCCUAGUGGAAGGACAGAUGAGCUUUGUGGUUGGUCCAGAUCAGGAUGCCCGAGGGGCCAGCCUGAGAAUCUUUAACACCAUUAUGCUGCACGCUUGGCGCAGGAGGCGAGAAGAGGUCCGUCAUCUUACCGAUCAGGUGGAGGACUACAAAAAAAGUUUCGUUAAAAACCGCAACCAAUUGCACGUCUACAAUUCCCUCUUUUCCGUGGAGAAACGUCGCAACGAAACCUUGAAUGAUCAGCUAAGGCAGUCCUAUCGCGAAAAUGCUCAAACGAAACUGUCUUACGAAGAACUCAGUGUAGUGCUAGUGCAGAUCAGAACCGAAAAGGAGAAGCUUGCCGAAGAGCUGGCAACCAAGGACCGGGACAUUGAGAAUCUCCAGGAAAUGCAGCAGCACCUGAAGAGCGAACUCUUCCAGGUGCAUUGCCAACAGCGGGAGGAUCUUGAGCAGUUGACCCGUUUGCAACGCGAGUACCAGGCGAGCCAAUCCGCCCAGGAUGAACUGGUCCGCCAAUUGGAUCUGCUCCGAAUCGAUCUGACCAUUAAGCGUGACUUCAUUGACCAGUUACGCGAAAACGUGGCCAAACUGCAGGAUCUCAAGCGGGGAUCUGAGGAGCAGUUCAGCAAACUGCUUGAGCAAACGUUGAAGCUUGAGCAAGCAAUUAAGGAGAAGGAGGAGCAGCUGGUCACCCUCCAGAAUUGCUUGGCUGCCACUUUGGGGCAAAGGAUUCGCCAGUGCUUCGCCCAAAGCCAGGCCUAUCAGCAUGCCACCUAUCGCAUGCUGCACUUCGUAGCCCACUACAUGCUACCCGGUACUCCGCCACCUGGACCUUCGCUUCCAGGGGCGGUAAGCAGGCUGAAGGGUUUUUUUUUACGGGGCUCGCAACAUGAGUUGGACGAAGUAGAUGGUUUUAAAGAUCUGGAGGAGGUCGAUAAAGGUCAAGAACAAGAUAAAUUCACCUAAAAGUUAUUUUUAAUUCGUUGCUUAUAGUUAGUAUUUUUUGUUUUGGAUUUUCCAUAUUUUUCUUUAUGAUUUAUACAGUUUUUAAAU
Molecule: messenger RNA, 1702 nt
Organism: Drosophila teissieri
Lineage: Eukaryota; Metazoa; Arthropoda; Insecta; Diptera; Drosophilidae
Exons: 4
Coding region: 101-1615 (504 amino acids)
Source: RefSeq, a predicted model, not a curated record